AUGCUGCUAAACGGAGGUGCGGGCCUACAUGUAGAGCGGGUGAUCGCUGCUCUGCAACAACCGCGCCUUCGAGAAGCGCCCCUCUACCCAAAAUGGUCCCGUAAGAUACGCCCAGCAGGGGAUGGGGGACUCAAAACCCUUGAGGUUUAUGUAAUCACUGCUGCGAGCCGAACUGACAGGAAACUCAGAGAAGUGGGGACGGUGCUCGGCGAUGUGCGAGUGGACUGUUCGCGCUGUACGACAUCAAAGCU
Molecule: messenger RNA, 251 nt
Organism: Arctia plantaginis
Lineage: Eukaryota; Metazoa; Arthropoda; Insecta; Lepidoptera; Erebidae
Source: the annotation of a GenBank genome assembly